CCUUCCCAGCAGCCUCCAGUCCCUUCCUGCCGGGAUAUUCCGGCCCCUCCCCCCUGACCUCUGACCCAGCCUUCAGAUCACCCAAUCAAAUGGCUCAGCUCUGGGCCUCACACGCUGCCGCCCACGAAGGCUACACCCCUCUCCCAGGCGGUCUCUACCCAAGCCCCUACCACCUCCCCCUGGGUCACCUGGAGCCUCCUCCCCCCUCCCUGGGCUUGGCUCAGCACCACCACCUCUACACCACACCACACCAAGAAAGGUUCUACCUACCUGUUUCAUUACCCCAGCCGCACCUCCAACCCCCCUCCGCCCCCCACAGCUCCAUCCCCCAGAGGAGCUCCCGGGAGGGGGGCAGGGACCGAGACAGACCCUACCGCGAGGAGAGGGAGAGAGGGGAGCCCCAGGAGGGGUCCAGGGACCGAGACAGACCCUACCGCGAGGAGAGGGAGAGAGAGGAGCCCCAGGAGGGGGGCAGGGGCCGAGACAGACCCUACCGCGAGGAGAGGGAGAGAGGGGAGCCCCGGGAGGGGGCCAGGGACCGAGACAGACCCUACCUCGAGGAGAGGGAGAGAGGGGAGCCCCAGGAGGGGGCCAGGGACCGAGACAGACCCUACCGCGAGGAGAGGGAGAGCGACAGAGGGGAGGGGGGCAGGGACCGAGACAGACCCUACCGCGAGGAGAGGGAGAGCGACAGAGGGGAGGGGGAGCGUCGAGAGAGGAGCCCCUCCCAUACAGUGUGGUGGACCUGACACAGGAUGGGAGGAAACGAUGAGGAGAAGAGAGGGAGGAGUGGAGAGAGAGAGCGGGACCGAGAGAGAGACAGGGAGCAGGCUUGGGCUUUCCUCCAUUACCGCUCUGCUCCUCAGCC
This is a messenger RNA of Coregonus clupeaformis (lake whitefish), 868 nucleotides long. RefSeq lists its product as uncharacterized. Bases 90 to 749 code for a protein of 219 amino acids. Lineage: Eukaryota; Metazoa; Chordata; Actinopteri; Salmoniformes; Salmonidae. The transcript is spliced from 3 exons. The record is from RefSeq and is a predicted model, not a curated record.